AUGGCACCCUCUAUUUCCAUUUCCAUUUUGACAGUGGCACUAUCUGCCUGGGCUUCUCUUGUUUUGAGCAGCUAUGCUGCAGAAUCACCUGACAAAGAAGCAAAGGCUUUGCUUGAAUCUGGGUGGUGGAGUCGUAAAUAUCUCAACUCUACCACUACAAGUCCUUGCAACUUGCAUGGUAUUACUUGCAACGUUGGUGGAAGCAUUACUCAUAUUUCUCUACAUGAAGAUUCUGUAGAGAAAAAGAAGCUUGGGAGAUUUCUUAACAGCUCUUCAUUUCCGAAUUUAGUCAGUUUGGACGUUGCUGGAGCUGGACUCGUUGGGGGCAUCCCACCAGAGGUAGCUACUCUUUCGAAGCUCACCUAUCUUGAUCUCUCCUAUAAUAAUCUUACAGGUGAGUUACCAUUUUCUCUAGGAAACCUUUCCCAAUUGGUGAUGCUUGACAUUUCUCAUAACCAAAUCAAUGGUUCCAUUCCACCAGAACUGGGCAAUUUGAUCAGCCUUGUUGCAUUAAACUUGAGCUCCAAACAACUUGUAUGGUCCAAUACCUUCAUCGCUUGGCCAUUUGCUGAACCUCACUCACUUCCUACUUUAUAA
Molecule: messenger RNA, 597 nt
Organism: Ziziphus jujuba (common jujube)
Lineage: Eukaryota; Viridiplantae; Streptophyta; Magnoliopsida; Rosales; Rhamnaceae
Product: probable leucine-rich repeat receptor-like protein kinase At1g35710
Exons: 1
Coding region: 1-597 (198 amino acids)
Molecular function (GO): protein binding
Source: RefSeq, a predicted model, not a curated record